AUUUGCACAAACUUAACUAUCACCGCAAAGCGCACUUUAAUCCUCUUUAGACUGGAGACCAACUAGGUGUGGAAAUACAUACACUUAUGCUAGGUAUACUUUUCCAUCUAUCAUGAUGCUUUUCCGAGCUGUGGAAGACCGGGUGAUGCAUCUAUAUAAUGGAUGUCAUCCUGGGUACUCACCUGCCAAUUUUCUUACAUACAUGAACGGAAAUUGACUAUCCAUGACCAUUUCACACAUCAUGACAGCUAUCGUACAAACUACACCUUCGGACAUGUUUCAAUGGAAACAGUCCAGUACCACCCAGCAUAUCGAAACAGUGGCAAUUGAAUCCCCCAAAUCGCAAACCAUAGAUGGCCUCAUUCGACAUCGCGCAAAACUGCUUGGGGAUACCCCCUUGGUAUUCUACCCCCAUACUGGUAUUGAAUAUGUCGGCUAUAGCAUGAGGCAACUUGAUAUCUUCGCCUUCAGGGUAGCACAGAAACUUGCCUUGAGACUUCCUCCUCGAACCUCAUCCUCAGAAAAGCCCAUCGUGGUAUCACUAUUAGGACCCUCUAACCUCAACUACCUCGUCACGUUCUGGGCGCUAUCAAAGCUGGGCCAUUCAGUUCUUUUUCUGUCGACACGAAUCUCUCUAGAUGCCUAUGCAUCGCUCCUUGAAAGGACAGAGUCAGAACAUAUUGUCAUUGCUCAGGAAUUCCAGGAUACGGCCAAGGAGUUGACGAAACGACUACCGGGUCUACAAAUCAACUACAUUGCUACGGAUGAUUGGUACAACUUUCCAAUCGAGGACGUCAACAUUGAUACGAAUUUGACAUCUAACUUGGAUCCAGCCCAAGAAACGGCAUACGUCUCCUGGAUUAUUCAUUCAAGCGGAUCAACAGGGUUACCCAAGCCGAUUUUCCAGACUCAUAAAGCUGCUCUUGGGAACUAUGCCCAGAAUAUGAAUAUGAGAGGUUUCAUUACGCUUCCUUUGUAUCAUAACUAUGGGAUAAGCUGUUUGCAUCGAUCAGUCUAUUCUUGCAAAAGCAUUCACUUGUACAGCUCAUCUUUACCACUUGCUCGACAAUAUUUGCUCAGAACAAUGCAGGCGAAUGACUUUGAGAUCUUUUACAGCGUCCCUUACACUCUGAAACUGCUGUCCGAGGUAGAUGAAGGUAUUCAGAGUCUCCGAAAGUGCAAAGUCGUUUUGUUCAGCGGCUCUCCAUGCCCAGACUCUCUUGGUGAUCGACUAGUUACCAACGGUGUACAUCUCGUCAGUCAGCAUGGUUCAACGGAAACGGGUCAGUUGAUGACUUCGGAUCGACCACGAGAGGAUAAGUUGUGGAAUUAUCUCCGUCCGGGAGAGGCAGUCAAACCAUUCCUACGGUUUGAGGAAAGGAGUCCUGGCCUGUAUGAGGCUGUUGUUUUGGACGGUUGGCCUUCCAAAGUGCUAUCCAAUAGGCCUGACGGUUCUUAUGCGACCAAAGAUCUGUUCAUGAAACACCCCGAAAUGGAGGCGUAUAAGUAUUUUGCUCGUCUUGAUGAUACCAUCGUUCUGAUGAAUGGUGAAAAAGUGAUCCCACUAGCCCUUGAAGGAUCAGUGAGACAGGAUCCGUUAGUUGCGGAAGUUCUUGUUUUCGGCGCACAAAAGGCUAGAAUCGAAGCUGGUGCAGCCCUCUCAAGAGAUCAAGUUAUCGAACAAAUUUGGUCUAGGAUUGGACAAGCACAGAGUGAGAUGCCAGCCUUUGGACAGCUGUCACGCAAUAUGGUUGUGCUUCUUCCUCCAAAUACUCAAUAUCCACGGACGGACAAAGGCACGGUUAUAAGGCAAGCAGCUUAUCGACAAUUUGCCGACCUGAUUGAGAAUGCAUACGAUGACAAACAGUCCACGGUGGAGCUCGAGACAUUACCAGAGCCAGAGUUGAGGCGGUUUCUGGAAGAGCAACUCCGAGAUAUUUUACCAGCAAAGUCACAGCAGCUUUUGAGUGAGGAUGCUGAUUUCUUCAACAUUGGCAUGGAUUCACUGCAGGCUACGCAACUACGCUCAAUUAUCAGUCGCUGCAUUGAUACCGGUGGGAAAGAACUUGGUCUGAACGUAGCCUUCGACCACCCUACCAUCAAAUUGCUAGCCCAGCACCUGAUAUCAUUGAGAUCCGGCUUCUCGGACAAGCAUGGUUCUGUUGAGGAUGCUAUGCGGACCUUGAUUGAGAAAUACUCUGUUUUCCAACCGCACAUACCGUUACCCAAUGGUCUCGAGGGACGUUACAUUGUCAUAACUGGUACAUCUGGAUCACUUGGUUCCCAUACAGCUGCAAACCUGGCACUCCAAUCAGAUGUUCGCAUUAUCUACUGCUUGAUCAGAGCUGGAUCUACCAUGGAGGCUUAUGAACGCCUGGCCAAAUCGUUGCGCGAGAGACGUCUCUAUGACAGUCUUUCAGACACGGCACGUAGCAAAUUGGUGGCUCUCCCAGUGAACCUAUCUGAUCCAAGAUUGGGAUUCGAUGAGCAUACAUACAAUUUGAUUACGUCUCAGAUAACAGACUUGAUUCAUUGCGCCUGGUCUGUCAACUUCAAUUGGCAACUGGCCAGUUUUGAGAAAGACAAUAUUGCCGGCGUUAAGAACCUCAUUGAUCUCUGUCUGAAGUCACAACGACCUACGCCAGCCUCGUUCAAUUUCUGCUCUUCUAUUAGUGCCAUUGUUAACACAGCCGAAAACGAGAUUCCAGAAGCUCUACCCAAUAGCUUGAGCUAUGCUCAAGAAAUGGGUUAUGCACAGUCAAAGCUUGUCGCAGAACACAUCUGUCAGAAGGCAGCUGAGCAGACGGGCCUCCGAGCACGUGUGCUUCGAAUCGGUCAGGUCAUCGGCGACACACAGCAUGGUAUUUGGAAUACGACCGAAGCAAUUCCGCUAAUGAUACAAUCAGCAACUACUAUCGGGGCGCUGCCACGCCUCAACGAAAUACACCGCUGGCUGCCUGCCGACACCGUUGCGCAAACUAUAAUAGAUCAUUCUUUCUCGACCUACAAUUCUGGCAUUCUCAACAUUGUCAAUCAUAACAGCUUUCAUUGGACGCACGAUCUUAUUCAUUUCCUACACCAGGCAGGUCUACAAUUUACAGAGUUGGAAACAAGCAAGUGGCUUGAGAAAUUGCGUGCAUCAAAUCCUGACCCAGCUAUCAACCCACCUAUCAAAUUGAUUGAGUUUUGGACGACCAAGUAUGGUUCUGGCGAAGGAUCGAGAAAAUCAUUUGUGUGGCGUACUGAGUUGGCUAGACGCUAUUCGAAGACGUUGAACGAGACGAAGGGCUUGGGCCAGAAUGAUGUGACUAAGAUGGUGCAGUUUUUCAAGACUGUCUGGUGAUUGAAUGAUUCGUAUAGAUGCUUCUCGAUUCUUUCCCGAGGAGAAGAGAGAUAAUAGGAUCGGUUCGACUUUGCU
This is a messenger RNA of Talaromyces stipitatus ATCC 10500, 3418 nucleotides long. Its product is annotated as NRPS-like enzyme, putative. The coding region runs from base 224 to 3343 and encodes 1039 amino acids. The transcript is spliced from 2 exons. Lineage: Eukaryota; Fungi; Ascomycota; Eurotiomycetes; Eurotiales; Trichocomaceae. The record is from RefSeq and is a predicted model, not a curated record. Gene Ontology annotation, molecular function: phosphopantetheine binding.